Cyprinus carpio (common carp) is the source of this 2115-nucleotide messenger RNA. Its product is annotated as patatin-like phospholipase domain-containing protein 2. Gene Ontology annotation, molecular function: triacylglycerol lipase activity. Lineage: Eukaryota; Metazoa; Chordata; Actinopteri; Cypriniformes; Cyprinidae. Gene Ontology annotation, cellular component: lipid droplet; membrane; cytoplasm. Gene Ontology annotation, biological process: positive regulation of triglyceride catabolic process; triglyceride catabolic process; lipid homeostasis. The record is from RefSeq and is a predicted model, not a curated record.
GUUUUUGACGGUGACGAGCACGUCAAAAUACCGGUCACUGUACGUAAAGUUAUUUAACAAGCUAGCGGUUCAAGAGACUCGCGUCAGUGUUUAUUCAUCACGUUAAAAACUUUUAAAUCGCACGACGUUAGUGUUUAGGUCGUUAUAAGGUCGUUAUAAGCGUUAGAAGUUCUCGUAUGGACCGUACGCGGUGCAUCAAGCGCGUAAAAGACUGUAAACAAGAGUAGCUGUAAAUCCAGGAGGAUUAACUGACGUUAAACGCUUUUCAAGAAGGAAUCAAAAUGUUCCCCCUUGACUCUCCGUGGAAUAUCUCUUUUGCGGGUUGUGGCUUUUUGGGGAUUUAUCACAUCGGAGUGGCCAGCUGUCUGCGGGAGCACGCGCCUUUCCUGGUGGAGAAUGCGCAUCACAUUUACGGCGCGUCCGCGGGCGCGCUCACGGCCUCUGCGCUGGUCAGCGGUGCCUGUCUGGGAGAGGCAGGUGCGGGCAUCAUUGAUGUUGCUAAAGAAGCCCGAAAGCGCUUCCUGGGCCCCAUGCACCCCUCCUUCAACCUGGUGAAGAUCAUGCGGACCAUACUCCUCCGCGUGCUGCCACCCGAUGGUUACAGCCGGGCCACCGGCCGCCUGGGCAUCUCUCUGACCCGCGUGACGGACGGAGAAAACGUGCUGAUGACACACUUCAACAGCAAUGAGGAACUCGUGCAAGCAUGUGUAUGCAGCACUUACAUUCCCGUGUACUGUGGCCUGAUCCCUCCAACCCUGCAGGGAGUGCGGUACGUGGACGGUGGCAUCAGUGAUAAUUUGCCUCAGUACGAGCUGAAAAACACCAUCACGGUGUCUCCGUUCUCAGGAGAAAGUGACAUCUGCCCGCGAGACAUCAGCUCCACCAACAUUCACGAGCUCCGCUUCACCAACACCUCCAUUCAGUUCACACUGGCCAACCUCUACAGAGUGUCCAGAGCGCUGUUUCCACCCGAUCCGCUGGUGAUGAAGAACAUGUGCAAGCAGGGAUACAGAGAUGCGUUACACUUCCUCAAGAAGAACGGUCUGUUACAGUAUGGAGGUCCACACCGUAUGCUGGCCGUAGCUGAUGGAGGGGCUGAGGAAGAGUCUGACGGUGAGGAUGAUGACAGAGAAACACAGGAUCGCUCCAGCAUCGAGGAGCACAUCUUUGAACACCUUCCUCCGAGAGUUCAUGAAGCGCUGGUGGAGGCCUGCAGGGAGAGGCGGAGUCUGGUGCAGUCGCUAAGCAACAUGCUGCCUGUCAGAAUGGCGUCUGCCAUCCUGUUACCGUACACACUUCCUCUGGAAUCAGCUCUGUCACUGAGCGUCAGACUGUUGGAGUGGUUGCCAGACAUUCAGGAGGAUGUGAGCUGGAUGAAGGAGCAGACAGUGAAGCUGCUGCAGAGUGUUUUAUCACACGCCGGGAGUGUGUCACAGCAGGUGUCUGCACGCUUUUCAUAUCAGCCGGAAUUGAAACAUUCCCAGUCGGUCCCGGCCAGCUUCAGUGUGGCACGUCUGCUCCCGGGAUGGGUCUGCGGGGGCAGCUCCACAGUCCUGGACGCCAUGCUGCGAUUGGACCAGUACCAGCGCCAACUCCUGCCGGGCCUUUUCUGUGUCAAUCUGGACCUCCGAGGGUCUUUCAGCACCAGUUCGGCUCACCCCAGUGCCUCCAGCUCCCUGAGCCACCAAGACACAAUGGAGGGUCUCACCAUGCGUCCCGUCAGUGCCCUGAACACCAGCCUGCUCCCUUAAACUCUGGGCCUUGAGAGACCGUUAUAUCCCACAAUGCACUGUGAUGAUGCAGAGGAACCUUGAGCAGAACAUUUCAGUGCCUGAUGGUUAGCAUCAGCAGAAGGAAAGCAAAUGCUUUGCAAAUCUUUUUCUCGUGGUUGAAGAUAAUUACAUGAUUCUGACUAUUACAAUUAAGAGAAUGUCAAAGAAAUGCAAAAGAAUGUAUUUGGAAGAUAUGCUGCACUUCAUGAAAUGUUCUUGCUUAUAUAUAUAUAUUUUUUAAAGCACAGAUUUUAAUGUCCAUGACCAUAAGUUUUAUUUUUAUAUAUAUAUAUAUAUAUGUGUGUGUGUGUGACCCUGAACCACAAAAGCAGUGUUAAGUCUC